AUGGCAGUCGACAUCGUGGUCUCCAAGACCAUUGCGGCAGUCUUCCUUAGCAUAGCACUUUACAACUUCCUCGAACUUAAUGUCUACAUCUUCACCUUGUUCAAGAGACGGAGCGGGCUCUACUUCUGGAGCUUCACCAUAUCGACAUGGGGCAUCGUCUUCAACGCCAUCGGCUACACGCUCAUGCACCUCGCAAAUAUUCCGCAAAAGAACAUUUACGCCACAUUCAUCCUGGUAGGAUGGUGCGCGAUGAUCACCGGACAGUCUGUCGUGCUUUACUCGCGUCUACACAUCGUGAUGCACAACAGGAAGAAAUUGAAAGCCGUUCUGGUUAUGAUCAUUACCAACGCCAUAUGGCUCCACAUACCCAUCAUCGUCCUGGUCUACGGAAACAAUUCCGAUAACCCCACACCCUUCGUACAGCCCUACCAGAUCUACGAAAAGAUCCAACUCAGCGUCUUCAUCGCCCAGGAACUCAUCAUCUCCGGUCUCUACGUAUACGAAACGACGAAGCUCCUCCGUAUGGAACGUACGAUCGGAAACUUUGGCACGAAAAGCCUACUCCAACACCUCAUCUUUGUCAACUUGCUCGUCAUCCUCCUGGACUUCAGUAUCCUGGGCCUCGAAUUUGCAGACAUGUUCGAGAUCCAGACAUCGUGGAAGCCGCUCGUAUACAGCAUCAAGCUCAAGCUCGAAUUCAGCAUCCUUAACCGCCUCGUCGCCCUGACUCGGAACGCUCGGAGUGGAUGUGCCAGCUCGUACAGCAACGGCGGAAACCGGUCAGCGGCCGUAGCGCUAGGAACGGUUCGAGGAACGGGACAUCAACGCUCCGCUUUAGCCACAAACACGGAGCACCAAGAACAAUGGGAGGUACACGUUACCAGCGGAAAAGCAAACAACGACCAGCUCCCCUCGACCGUUAUCAAAACAACAGAGUUCACAGUCCAGAGCCAUAGUCGCAAGGACAGUGACGAUAAGAUUAGCUUCGCAGGGAGCAAGGAGGAAAUAUUGGCACACUCGGCGGCUCACAAUACUCAAGGGAGUACGUCGUCGGCGUCGUCGGAUCACAUUCAAUAUAACGGACGAUACGAUAGCCAGCCCUGGCAAUAA
Alternaria novae-zelandiae is the source of this 1110-nucleotide messenger RNA. RefSeq lists its product as uncharacterized. Bases 1 to 1110 code for a protein of 369 amino acids. The record is from RefSeq and is a predicted model, not a curated record. The transcript has a single exon. Lineage: Eukaryota; Fungi; Ascomycota; Dothideomycetes; Pleosporales; Pleosporaceae.